GAAGCGGAAGUGACUGCCGCGGACACCGGCGUGGGUGCGAGGCAUGGGUUUGAGAUCUCCCGGAGCCGGAGGUACCUCCCCUGCCCCGCCAAGGUCGGGCCCGACGCGAGGGGCGCGCAGGGAGACCCGGGAGUCCGACGAGCGCCGUCCGGUACUGUCUAAUAGGAAGGAUGGACUUGGGGAAAGGCAAGCUUCUCAGGACGGGCCUCAAUGCCCUGUACCAGGCAGUGCAUCCCAUGCAUGGCAUCGCCUGGACUGACGGGAAGCAGGUUGUCCUGACAGCGCUGCAGCUGCAGAACACAGGGCCCACAUUUGGAGACUCAAGGAUCAUGGGGCAGUUUGAACACGUGCACGGGCUGUCCUGGGGUCCCCCAGGGGUAGCGGGUAGCCCCACCCUGCUGGCGGUACAGCACAAGAAGCACAUCACUGUGUGGCAGCUGUGCUCGAGCCUCUCGGAGAGAAGCAGGCUGCUGGUGUCCCAGACGUGCGAGAUCGGGGAGCCCUACCCCGUGCUCCCCCAGGGCUGUGUGUGGCACCCCCAGAAGGCGAUCCUGGCUGUGCUCACCAGCCGCGACGUCUCUGUCCUCCACUCGGUGCACCAUGACAGCUCCCGGGUGAAGGCCGACCUGGUCAAAGUCCAGGGCUUUGUGCACUGCGCGUGCUGGACCCGUGACGGUCAGAGGCUGGUGGUGGCUGUGGGCAGUGCCCUGCAUUCUUUCAGGUGGGAUGACUCCCAGAAGACUCUGCACGCGUGCUCUUUCUGCCCGGUGUUUGAUGUAGGCGGUCACAUCUGCUCUGUGCUGGCCACUGCGGACAUGCAGAUCGCUGUGGCCACUGAGCUCCCCCUGGACAAGAUCUGUGGCCUCCACUCGAUAGAAGCCUUUGAGAUGUCGACUGCAGAGGAGACACAGCCCUCGCCCUCGUCCCUGGCCGGCGUCACAGAGGAGCCCCCUGUGGACCCCGGGAGAGCGUCCCCCGACUCGGAGCCGUCCUCCUCGUCCGCCUCCUUCUCAUCUUCCUCCCUGGACUCGGGGAAUCUCACGCCGAUGCCCCCCGGGAGCCGUCGAUACGACUCUGGCUUACUCUUCCAUCUCCGAGAGAAGGGCUGCCUCUCUGGGGCUGGCCAGGACUCCUCCCAUUUGGUCCUGGUGACCUUCGAUAGGACGGUCACCACCACCCGGAAGGUGGGUGUCCCUGGUGUCCUGGUGCCGGACCUGCUGGCCUUUGACCCCAAGUCUCAGGUGGUGGCCGUGGCCUCCAACACGUGCCACGUCAUUCUGAUUUAUUCCCUGAGCCCCUCCUCGGUGCCAGGUGUCCAGUGCAUCCAGCUGGAGACCUGUGAGAGGCCCAAGGGCAUCUGCUUCUUGUCAGACAAACUACUCCUGAUUUUGGUGGGGAAGCAAAAGGUCACAGACCCCACUUUCCUUCCCUCCUCCAAGUCUGACAAGUACACCAUUCGCUUGGUGGUCAGGGAAAUCACCUUCGAGGGAGAACCCUCCUGGAAGUCUGACUGGAGCCAGCGAGAUUUCUGCAAUGUCAGUGCGACACUGGGCUUGACCAGCAAGAGGAAGUUAGGAGAGAGCCACUGCCCCGUCUACUACCCGCAAAUGAGAGAACUCCUCAUCCCCGGAAAGCUCCCCAUGCAGCCUCUGGCUAGCGGGAAAACCUUGAUUGAGGAAAUCACAGUUGCUCCAGGGGCCCAGAGCCCCAGACGCAAUGCCGCACUGCUGAGCAAGCCCACGCCAGCCACUGACACCGCUGCCUCUGUGGAAGGGCUGGAGGCUGCGUCUGGCCCCUGGUGCUCAGCUCCACUUGACCCUGAUGCUGGGCCAGGCUCUCCCAAGACCCAGUGCCGCCUGAUACACGAGCCCCUAAACCUUCCCCAGGACAAAGUCUCCAUGAAGGAAAAGGAGGACAGGCGGCUCUCUGGGGUACUGGAGAGGCUGUCUGGGAGCUUCAUGGACCUCCGCCAGCGCCUCUUGGAGCUCAUAGACCUUCUGCACAGGAAGGAGCAGCCUCCGUCCCCCAGCACCUACCCGCUCUCUCAAGACCCAUCUUUUCUUCUCAUCACCUGUCAGAAGCCAUCCCCCGCAGGGCCCGUGGUGGACAAGAGAGCGGUACUUCUCUGUGAUGGCAAGGUGCGCCUGCAGACGGUCCAGCAGGUGUUUGGCCUCUCUCUGGUGGAGAUGCAGCAUGGCUCCCUCUGGAUCCUCCUUUCUGCUGACAGUGAAGGGUUCAUCCCGUUAACGUUCUCGGCCUCCCAGGAGAUCACCAUCCGCGAUGGCAGCAGCGGCAGGCUGGGCUCCCCCACUCAGUGAGUCUGCUGGGCAGGCGUUUGCACCUGAGUGGUACCUGCACCUCUGAAAGGCCGUUCUGCAGCGUUCAGACGUCUGGAGCUCUCGGGGACAGAUGGGCCUGAAAGGGCCCGUGCGUCACUUUGUAAAGAGACAGAAUAAAAUGAAUAAAGUCUGGUGACGCCGCCGCUGCCGCCACCACCAAA
This is a messenger RNA of Vombatus ursinus (common wombat), 2500 nucleotides long. It is a transcript of the gene WDCP, whose product is annotated as WD repeat and coiled coil containing. Lineage: Eukaryota; Metazoa; Chordata; Mammalia; Diprotodontia; Vombatidae. The coding region runs from base 171 to 2318 and encodes 715 amino acids. Gene Ontology annotation, molecular function: kinase binding. The record is from RefSeq and is a predicted model, not a curated record. The transcript is spliced from 4 exons.